Molecule: messenger RNA, 5733 nt
Organism: Cherax quadricarinatus
Lineage: Eukaryota; Metazoa; Arthropoda; Malacostraca; Decapoda; Parastacidae
Source: RefSeq, a predicted model, not a curated record
AUGGCUUCAGACAAGGUAACUACUGCUGAACUACUCUUAAACCUCUCCACUAUGUGGCACAAGUCACUGGAUGAAUUCAAGAUCAGCUGUGUAGCAGCAAUGGACAUAGCUGGUGCUUUUGACUAUGUAUGGUACCAGGGAUUCAUGGUAAAACUGCAAACACAAGAAGUCCCAGGUUCUGCACUAUGCCACCUUAGUGUCGAUGCCAAUGUUCCACAGGGAAGUAUGCCUGGGCCUUUACCUUUGUCGAGUGUUCAGGAUUUUUCUAUUCCUAGCACCCAGCCUUGGAAUAUACGCCGUGCUCAAGAGCCUGAAAAGAUGGUUCAUGAUAGCAUAUAUAGAUUUUUUCGUGAUACUGAUAGAGGCAGGGAGCCUCAGGUCAAAAUACGGUAUCCCCCGCCUGCUCACUCUAGUAAACCUCCUGUGGAAAAGCCCACAGCACCUGCAGGCUUGCCAAAGCUUGCAGAACCAAGCUUCAAUCUUGGCAACUACCCAUCAAAUUACCUUUCUAAAGAUUCAAAGCUUCAACAUCCAUCUGAAAGGGUACCCUACUCCCAGUAUCAUGAUCCAAGGGACAAAGCAUCUGUUAUCAUACAGCCAGAAGUGAAAUAUGAAAAAGCUCCACCUCAUUCUUUAAGUCCCAAGCAACGUCCCCCAGAAAGGUCUAGUCCGUACCCACCUGGCUCAGCGUACAAAUCACACGAUCCAUCCCCUUCCCUACACAGAACUAACACCUCGCACCAUCCACCUUCUUUGCCUCACAGUGUAGAGUUGACGAAAGCCAGGCAACCUCAGUCAUCUCCACAUUCUGCUCCUUCACCAGCUCAUCCUGAUCGCUAUUUUCCUCCAGGGGCCAGACCAUCACCCACAACGUAUACUAAUACCCUAAUUUCUGCUGGGCUGGUUCCCAAUCCAAUUCAUGUAUCCUCUGUUGCUGCAAAGUCCAAGGUUAGCUCGCCUCCGCUCCAGAUGUAUGGAAAGCCUGGCAUUACCACGGGUACUCCUGUUUGUCGUGUUGAUUCAAGGCCCACUCAACCUGUUCCUUUAACCAGUAAAGCCCCAGUUACCUGUCCUCCACCUGCUCAUUCAGGGAGAGGAUCUCUUAGUGAAUCCAGGCCUCCAAUGCCUUCUCAUGAACAGAGGCCUCCCAUGGAUCGAGGUCCAUAUGAUGCUCGCAUCUAUCCGCCCACAGUACCUUCGCCACACCACAAGCAUGUAGCGGCUCCAGGUCCUCCUCCAGUAAGAAUGCCUCCAGCCACAUCUCCACAUCUUACACCCCCACACAUUACUCCACAUCCUUCUCCACAGCCAACACAAACACAACCUCUUGACCUAGGCACCCGUGAAGAUACUGCAUCUCCAAGCAAAAGAAGAACCCAAACACCUACACCACAGGACCCGAAGAAGGCUAGGUUUGAAACCACUAAUAAUCCGCCAUUAUUGUCCCGGGUAUCAGAACCUAGUCCUCUGUACCCGACUGCUGCCACUACUAUUACUACAGUGGAGAACACGGCUGUGGCAGCAAAUUUGUCACGUGUAGCAAGCCCAGCUUCACGUCCACCUAGCCAACCUCCCCCUGCUACUACCCCAACAUUGCAACGUACAGAAAAUUCUUCUUCUCCGGUAACAAAUAAAGUACCUGAACCUGAGAAGAGCAGUAGUCCUGGUCCAGUGGGUGGAUAUGUGCACAAACUUAAAAAAGCUUGGCUUCAGAGACAUGAAAAUACAGCUGAAAUUCUCCCACUUACUACUGCUUCAUCAGGUCUUUCAACUAGAGUAGCAACACCACCUCCGGCCAACACUUCUGCACCUUCAAAACCAACUUCAUCCACCACAACUACCACCACAACCACCACUACAACUACCACACCAGUCAAGUCAGAAUCUAAACCUGUUGCACGUAAGCCAAAAGUUGUGAAUAACAUACCCAAUGGGCAUAGUCAAGAUAUGAAAGAUGGAGAGUCAAGCUCUACAGACUCUGAAGGAAGUACUACACAGAAGUCUAAACGAGGUAAAGGAAAAAGAAAAUUAAAAAAGAUGAAAAGAAGUAGUGAUAGUAAUAGUGACAGUGAAAAAGACAGUGAUGCAAGUGAAUCUGCUGUUAAGAAUUCUGGACGUUUACCAUCAAAAAUGGAUUCUGAGCCAAAAAAGAGAGGAAGAAAGCCAAAGUCAAAACAAGAAAAGGACAAGGAAGAUGGUCCAAAACCAAAAAAAUCCAAAGAGGAGCUCCCACAAAGUGACCCUCUGCAGAAACCUCCUGUAUCUCAGUUAAAGAAAACAGGGGAGAGUUUUUUGCAGGAUGGGUCAUGCUAUGAGGUGGCUCCCAAACUUCCCAAAUGCCGUGAAUGCCGUUGGACUGCUCACCAGAGAAACAAGAAAAUGCCCAACAUUUUUUGUCGUUUUUAUGCCUUUCGUCGCCUUCGCUAUACUAAAAAUGGGCAACUUGCAGUUGCUGGCUUUUCUGAUCCCAUUAAAGAUGCAUAUGGAGAAGACCUCAAACUCUGGGUGCCAGAUGUAGAUAAUCCUCCAAAUGACCUUGAUGUUGAUACCAGCAAGUUCCUGUUGACUCAUGUUGGUGACCAGUUUUGUGACUUGGUAGAGCAAGAAAAAGAAGCAAUGGCUCUUCACAUGGGUGAUGGUAAGUUUUUACCUCUUUUUUUUCUGGUGCUGUAUAUGAAUGAUUUAAUGUUUGUUUUACAGUAUUACACCAUUUAUCACGAAGUUCAAUUUCUCCUAAAGAUAAAGCAAUUGCAUAACUUUAUUCUUCUCUUUAUUAACCAAGUCUUUGCUGUAUUUCAGAGUUCAGAUUCUGACUCGGACUCUGACUCUGAUGAAAAAGAGGGCAACUUUUCCACAUUGAGGAAACUGUUAAUACAACCCAAUGGAAGUACAAAGGAAGAAACAGGAGUUAUUACAAAGCCCAGUAAGGAAAGUAAAAAGAAGCCCAAAUUGGACACUGUGGAUGAAAUAAUAUCAUGUGUAAUUGAACACAGUUCUGUUAAAGAUGAUGUGAAGGAUAAACAGAUGGUACUCAAACAUUUUGUUAGAAAGUACAUAUAUGGUCCUCGUGGUCGGGAUCCCCUGCCAAUCAGGAUAAUGACCAAAACUGAAAGCAGCAUGUUGUAUCCAGGAGUGGCACAUUCAUGGUUGUGUGAUGGAAAACUUUUGCGUUUGUUAGAGCCGUUGGCUCCUGGUAACACACCAUUGUUUCAGGACCAGUGGAAACGGGGUCAGCCAGUUAUAAUAUCAGGUGUGGGACAAAAGCUCAAUCCUGAACUUUGGACGCCUCAGUCCUUUUCAAAGGACUUUGGUGAUAUUAAAAAUGACUUGAUAAAUUGUCUUACUGGAAAUAUAGUUCCAAAUCAGCCAAUGAGGAAAUUCUGGGAUGGCUUUGAAAAUUAUGGGAAACGACUGAAGGAUGAGAAAGGUCAGCCUAUGGUAUUGAAACUUAAAGAUUGGCCCCCAGGGGAUGACUUUGCUGAAAUGUUACCAUCUAGGUUUGAAGAUCUAAUGAGUGUCCUUCCAAUGGGAGAGUACACAAGAAGAAAUGGGCGUCUCAAUCUUGCUGGACGCCUUCCGGAGAGUUUUGUUCGUCCAGAUCUGGGUCCUAAAAUGUACAUAGCGUAUGGGUCAGCAAUUCAUCCUAAUAGAGCUUCCACUAAUCUACAUUUGGAUAUCUCUGAUGCUGUUAAUGUUAUGUGUUAUGUGGGAGUUCCAAAAGAUUCAGAUUAUGAAGAUCACAUUAAGGAAGCUCUAAAGGCCAUAGAUGAGGCAGGAUGUGAUAUCUUGACGCGUCGGCGAGUACGUGAGAAGGAAGAGGUGCCAGGAGCUUUGUGGCAUAUAUAUCAUGCACGUGAUUCAGACAAAAUACGUGAUUUGCUCAAUAAAGUGGCCAUAGAACGUGGAGAUAAAUUGGAGCCACACCAUGAUCCUAUCCAUGAUCAAGCUUGGUACCUCGAUGGCCCUCUUCGGGAAAGACUUUACAAAGAAUAUGGUGUUGAAGGCUAUGCUAUCAUUCAGUGUCUUGGUGAUGCACUCUUCAUUCCUGCAGGAGCUCCACAUCAGGUUCGAAAUCUGCACAAUUGUGUAAAAGUGGCAGAAGACUUUGUCUCUCCGGAAAAUAUUUCGUACUGCUUUCACUUAACGCAGGAAUUCCGUCAUCUUAGUGAUACACAUACCAACCAUGAGGAUAAACUCCAGAUUAAAAAUAUUAUCUAUCAUGAUAUGAAAGACUCGAUGGCCUGCCUAUUGGCCACCAGUAAGGAAUUACAAAAGAAGGUAGAGGUUGAGGAAGAUGUAGACAAAAAAGUGAAGGAAUCAGAUUCAUGAGAGUAGGUCAAGUGAAUAGAACUUUGUUUCAAUUAAAUCGUGAUUCUGUGCUCCUGAAAGUGUUUAGUGUUUUUCUUUGCAACUCUUGAAAUUAUGGAAUAUAGCUGUGUAGUAAGAAAGUGACUUGAAACAUGGCAGUGUAAUGUCCUGUAAUAGACCUACCAUUGCAGUGAAUGAACAUUUCGGUAGUAUUGAAACUUGCUUUUAUACGAAAUGGGUUUCCUAAUUUUGAGUGCAAAUAAUAUAUUCCACUUUCAAUUUAUAAGAAAGAUAUCAUGGUUUGUAUGGAACACAAAAAGUCCAGUUCAUUUUGAUGUUUAUUAACAAAGACAAGUAAUGUAAGUAGAAAUGGUGUAAUUAUUUAUUAAUCCUAUAUGAUGUACUAAUCACAAUGGACCUUAUUGUUAAGGACCCACAUUAAUCUCUGUAUCCACGGUGUACUUAAACCAGUGAUGCGACCAAGUGCACAGGAUUGUGUGCACGUUAAAAGCUUUGAACCAGUUAUGGUUUCCCGCUUGACCCAGUGUUUACACAGCUGUGCGUGCAUUUUGGUUACUGGUGUUAAGUGUUGAUUCCAGCUGGGAAACCAAGUGCAACAAGUGGUGUAGAGCUGCUGUGCUAAGAGACUGGGGGGAACCCUGCUGUGACCAGGCAACUGCUCCCCCUCACCCUUCCAUGCUCUUUCUUUUUAUCCAGUACUUGAAAUGUAACUCUGUAGCAAUCUCUGUAUCUGUCUGUUGCACACAACAUACCAGUAUACAUAAUAACUAGGCCUCAUAAACUGGCUGAGGCCUUUAUUGCAUCCGUAAAUGGGUGGGACUUGCCCAGCUAUAACUGGUUAGUAACUGUCAAGCAGGGAGCCCAAACCAGGGGGAGGAGAGUUUUGGCUGUGCUGUUGAGUGGCAGUAAUCAGCUCCACAACGACCCUCCACCUUCGCUGCUGCUGCUGCCGCCACCCCUCCACUCCCCCACCUCGCUCCCUGUCCACCUAAAACCAUGUCAAUUUCAUUUUGUACAUUGAUCUCAUUGUUGGUGUAAAUGUGAGUAGUGUUGAGGGAUGGAUGUUACUUGUAGUGUGUUUCUCACAUGUCAUGUUGUUAUAUUUGUUUAUUACUGAAGUCUGUGUUUUAUUUGAGAAAGAAAAAUUACAAAACACAAGUGAUAGGCAUAUUGUUGCCAUUGACCUUUCAUUUAUUAAAAAUUAAAGAGAGAAUAAUUUAUUUGCUUGUAAAGUGUGGGCGGAUGUAGAAAUGUACAUUGAUGUAGAUGUGUAGUGCGCGAGGGGUGAGCAACGCCCUGAAGACUGCCCCUCACCCCGCCUCACCAGGAGGACGCAACUCUACUACUUUUUUGUACUGUCAAUAUGUAAACAGAUCACAAUUUGAAUAGGAAAAAUGAUGCCAA